AUGUUUUCGGAACUUUCAGUACGACACCGUUGGAGGCUGUCCAACAGUGAGAACGACGAGUCGUCCGCCCCAGGCUUACACAAACGUUUCACCAAACGCCUCUCGCAUUUCUGGAGACGUAAACGAGACAGGUUCGAUGCCAAAGUGGCUACGAAGACAAAGCAAGUAGGGGAUACGCCAUCAAACAAUGGAAAUGAUGAUCGCAAGUCAAUUGGCCAGCGAGUGCCCUACCAAACCCUGAGCCUGCUUUUCAAGUCAGGCUACCCUGUACCUGACCUCUUGGCCCGCGCGAGGCUGCAGUGUCAGCAAAAUGUUCUCCAUACGCACAGUGGCCAUCUGGGGGAUUUUCGCCCAGCCUCGCACAUCGGCCCGUUCCCGACAUUGGGUCUUGCCCCUCAGAAGCUAGACUUCUGUACGGGGGAUCAUUACAGGACUGCUGUUGGGGGGCCCUCUAGCCACAAAAGGCCCCCGGGGAGCCCUGGCAAGUCUGGCAGCAACAGCAAGAAGCCACGCAAGGAGAACAAACAACCCGCCGACAAAGCCCAGAAUGGCGUAAAUGGUGACGGUGCUGGUGAUGAUGACGACAACGACCAUAGCGACACAAAUAGUGAUGACGAUGAGGACGAUGAAGGUGAUUCCAGCCGCGAUGGGCCACGUUAUCCGCUACCCACAGGUUCCCCCGACCGCAAAACAAUUGCAUGCCCAUUCCACAAGUAUCAUCCAGCUCGGUACUGCAAAUGCAAAGGCCUCCGCAUAACGUCCAUCAGCUAUGUCAUUCAGCACAUCGGCAGAGGCCACGUAUUGAAAGAAGUGAGGAUAGACGUACAGGCGACCGCUCAUUCAACGGAUGACAGUAGUCCCACUCGACCAGAUAGGACGCCAGACCCCAAUAAGAUCGUAUACUACUGUCCGACAUGCCGGUAUGAGUUCCACGGCCGUGGGGCUGAUAUCAGAUGGGAACGCCACACGGAUAAAGGAUGCAAGACAAAAAGCAUUGCGGAUACGGGUGUUCUGCUGCCGGCAGAGUUUAAAAAGCUCAAAGAUGAUGUCAUUGCGACGUCUGGCAAUGAUCAGAAAUGGGAGAAAAUAUGGUCGACAUUAUACCCGGGAAUAACGACACCAACCCCGUACAAUGAGGCAGAACCUGUUGCUCCAUUGACUGUUGUUGAUGCACAGCCACACAACGAUAUCCAACAUGAUCCACUUCCCGGAGCUGCCAAUGAGCCUUACCACCCGUCUCCACAAGGUUUCGGUCAGCAAGGAGCGAAUUUUCCGCAAAACCCUCAGAAUCAUUUGAGCAAUGAUUCAUUUACCGACAUCUUUAGUGCCUCCUGGGGUACGGCGGAUGAGUUUGGAGAUGUGAACCAUGCUACAAGCCACAUCCCGAACCCCGCACCGCUGGACUUGACGCAGUGGUCUAUGCAGCCAACGCAAAAUCCGCCGUUUCCCAAUAAUAACUGGCAAAACUUCACUGCGAGCAUCAUUUGUCGCGUCUGUGGCAACGCUAGUCAUGUGGCUCACGAUUGUCCUGACCGGCACCAGAACAACUUCCACGGCCCUCAAUAAUUGAAGAUGAUCCUUUAAUGACAUCGUGUAUUAUUCUUCAUUUAAACAUAUUUCCGUCUUUUCUCGGUUUUCUGCGCUUUUAUUGGGAGCGAGAAGUGGGGCACUUGAACAAGUACAAAAAAAGAAAGACAUCAGCGUUGCGAACAUAAUUGAGGUCUGGAGGGUUUAAAAUGAGAUAUGAUGGGUGAUUGAAGCGUCAAAGGAGUUAUGGGAAAUUUAUGAUACGUUAUGAAUAUUGGUUUGCUCUAACAACAGCAUUGUUAAGGUACCUUGCGGCUGCAUUGCGUUAGAUGGCACCCAAAACAUUAGAAGACAGUUAGUUAGACCUCCAUAUGAUGAGAUUUAGAGAGCGCUAUUCACAUCAAUUUGUACAACUUGCCUG
Fusarium verticillioides 7600 is the source of this 1948-nucleotide messenger RNA. RefSeq lists its product as hypothetical. Gene Ontology annotation, molecular function: nucleic acid binding; zinc ion binding. The record is from RefSeq and is a predicted model, not a curated record. Lineage: Eukaryota; Fungi; Ascomycota; Sordariomycetes; Hypocreales; Nectriaceae. The transcript has 2 exons. Bases 1 to 1566 code for a protein of 521 amino acids.